AAGUGAGCGGCGGCAACAGCAGCAACAGGAGGGGCGGACGGGCUACAGUGAGAGGAGCUGGUGCAGGGUGUAGUCCGGGCACAGACUCUGGUGUAUGGACCUGGAGGGGAGAGGCGGUCAGUCGGCGCGGAGGUUUAGGGAUCGGCUCCACAGAAAUGACGGAAUACAAACUAGUGGUGGUGGGAGCCGGUGGUGUUGGAAAGAGUGCCUUAACAAUUCAGCUGAUACAGAACCACUUUGUUGACGAAUAUGAUCCAACUAUAGAGGAUUCCUACAGGAAACAGGUCGUGAUUGACGGCGAAACAUGCUUGCUGGACAUCUUAGAUACUGCAGGUCAAGAGGAGUACAGUGCCAUGCGUGACCAGUACAUGAGGACUGGAGAAGGCUUCUUGUGUGUGUUUGCCAUCAACAACAGCAAAUCAUUUGCAGACAUUAGCAUAUACAGAGAGCAAAUAAAGCGUGUGAAAGACUCGGACGAUGUCCCCAUGGUACUUGUUGGUAACAAAUGUGACCUUCCAACAAGAACAGUAGACACCAAACAGGCUCAGGAGCUUGCCAGAAGCUAUGGCAUCCCAUUCAUUGAGACCUCUGCAAAAACAAGACAGGGUGUUGAGGAUGCUUUCUACACAUUGGUUCGAGAAAUCCAUCAAUACAGAAUGAAAAAACUGGACAGCAGUGAAGACAGCAACCAGGGCUGUAUCAGAAUGCCCUGCAGUCUAAUGUAGCCUGGCUUUUCUGGAGGGGGAGUGAAUUAAAUAAACUGCACCUUCUACCAAAAAUCGAAACAAAGAAACCACUUGCACAAAUGCCAUCAG
Messenger RNA from Pelobates fuscus (common spadefoot toad), 815 nucleotides. It is a transcript of the gene NRAS, whose product is annotated as NRAS proto-oncogene, GTPase. Gene Ontology annotation, biological process: Ras protein signal transduction. The coding region runs from base 156 to 725 and encodes 189 amino acids. Gene Ontology annotation, molecular function: GDP binding; GTPase activity; GTP binding. The record is from RefSeq and is a predicted model, not a curated record. The transcript has 6 exons. NCBI's taxonomy places the organism in Eukaryota, Metazoa, Chordata, Amphibia, Anura, Pelobatidae. Gene Ontology annotation, cellular component: plasma membrane.